Schizosaccharomyces japonicus yFS275 is the source of this 2990-nucleotide messenger RNA. Its product is annotated as spermidine family transporter. The record is from RefSeq and is a predicted model, not a curated record. The coding region runs from base 1081 to 2688 and encodes 535 amino acids. Gene Ontology annotation, biological process: transmembrane transport. Gene Ontology annotation, cellular component: membrane. Gene Ontology annotation, molecular function: transmembrane transporter activity. The transcript has a single exon. Lineage: Eukaryota; Fungi; Ascomycota; Schizosaccharomycetes; Schizosaccharomycetales; Schizosaccharomycetaceae.
AAAACGGGAUCCACGCGUCAAUACGAACUUAACCAGAGCCAUACACUCCCUACUACUCCUUCAGUUCUCACAGUUUACAGCAAACAACGAAUUCGUUCGCAUUUUGUAUUUACCCUCAUCUUGAGUGAAAAUCAAUCACACUCGCACGAUUAUUUGGGUUCAGCGCGCAGGAAACAGUGAUUCCGUAAGUAUAACCGCUCAACAAACCAGAUUUCGCGUAUAUCACUUCGCCGUAGCGCGUAUUUCUCGAGUUUAACGAACCUGUAUCGCGGUCGAUCACCGCGAAUUUACUAUUCCUGGUGGCAAAUCAGCAUUUUUCUAUUGCACACUGUGUACACGGACACGACUCAAUGCUUGUAAUGGGGAUUUAGGGACUAUCAAUGAUUACAAUUGCAAGUUUUUUCAAGUGAUUGUAUCCAUUUCGUGCGUAUUCAAGGCAUGUUUUGUUUAUCUUGCGGCAAUUUUAUGGCCGAUGAUACACACACAUUGGGGCUCGCAUCUACUAUAUAAACUUUCACCACCAUAAAAUGCCCACGGCUAUUCUGCACUUGACUUGAACGCAGCACUUGGAUGAGCAGCUGGUUAAGUGAAGAGCCCUGAUUCGCGGCAUUUGAAAGAAAAAACUUAAAACAGCGCAAUUUUGUGUCACCUCACGCGGUACCCUGUCAUUGAGUGUCUCAUAUAAAGUGCUUUUCGCAUUUAACCGACAUUUUUUUGAGCUUCUGCGUGUUUGUGUUUGCGCGUCAAAAAAACAACAAACAUCCAUUCGUGUCGUGUACACAUUACUGUCAUAUACCGUUAAGAAGAAUUUUUGACGGAAGCGAUUGUUGAAAAACUCGUGCUAAACGAACGGUUUGGUACAUCGUUUCUAUAGGGUUCUCAAGGGUCUUCCUAUAGUGUAUUCGUGUCCGCACUACUUUCCCUUCUGUUACACAAUUGUCAAGCUAACUUGUGUGUGGUUGACAGACUAAGCGGUGUGUUUGGCAUUUUAUUUGUUCUUUUGUUUUCGUCUUAUUCUUUGCAUAAUUCCUCGCUUCUCUCUCCUCUCACUUAGCAAGUUAUCACCUUUCGCAAACAGCCAUGAGCACUUCCACUCCAGCACGAACCACUGGCGCGGAUGGCUUAAACAGCAGUGAUGUGUCCAGCAUGAUCUCUGGAAAAGAAGGCGCUAUUGCCGAGCCCAGUGUCAUUGAUGAACCUGGCGCAAUUCCUUACAGUGUGCGGAAACGCGCUCACCUGGAAGACGUCUUGAACCGUAAGUACCCGACUGUUCCCAAUCCAGACGACUUCUACAUCACGCUUGACGGUCCUGAUGAUCCCGAGCUCGCAACAAAUUGGCCUCUUUGGUUGAAACUCAGAAACGUCUUCGUUAUGGGUUGCGCCUGUUUGAGUGCCGGUUGGGGUUCAUCUGUCUUCUCAGCAGCUCUUCCUCAGGUUAUGCGGAAGUUUAAUCUGUCGCAUGAGGUUGCUUUACUUUCCAUCACAUUGUACGUGCUUGGUUUCGCUUCUGGUCCUGUCAUCUGGGCACCUAUGUGUGAGCUGUUUGGUCGUCGUCGUCCCAUGACAGCCGCUGUUUUCAUCUUCUGUAUCUUCCAUAUUGCUGUCGCAACAGCUAAGGACGUGCAUACCAUUCUGAUUUGUCGUUUCUUCUGUGGUUUCUUCGGUAGUUCUCCCAUCACAACUGUCGCUGGUUCUUUUGCCGACAUGUUUACACCGCAAACGCGUGGUCUGGUCAUCGCUGUGUACUCGGCCAUUAUUUUCAACGGUCCCUUGAUCAGUCCCAUCGUCGGUGGUUUCAUUGCCAAGUCGUAUUUGGGAUGGCGUUGGGUCUCGUACAUUACAGCUAUCAUGGGCUUCAUUGCCUUCUUCAACAUGCUCAUAUUCCAUCGCGAAACGUAUACCCGUACCAUUACGGAGCGUCGAGCCCAGCAAAUUCGCGUGUACACGAACAAUUGGUUCGUCCACACAAAAACCGAGGAGGAACCUGUGGACAUCAACUAUCUCGUACACAAAUACUUCACGCUGCCGUUGCGUCUGUUGGUCACGGAGCCCAUGCUGCUUCUCGUGUCCACAUACACUGCUUUUGUGUAUGGUAUUUUGUACGGUCUGCUUGAGGCUUAUCCCAUCGUGUUCGGUGAAGCUCGUGGAUGGAGUCAGGGUGUUGAGUGUUUGCCUUAUCUCGCUGUCUUCAUCGGUGUGUGUUUUGGUUGUGCAAGUGUUGCUCUGUUCCAACCGUACUAUUUCCGUCAAGUUCAGUCGCGUAAUGGCAAACCAGCUCCAGAAGCUCGUCUUCCACCUAUGAUGAUUGCUGCAGUGCUCUUCCCCAUCGGUAUUUUCUGGUUCGCUUGGACCGGUAACUCAACAAGCAUCCACUGGAUUGUGCCAACGCUGGCUGGUACGUUAAUUGGCUUUGGUAUUAUCACCAUUUUCCAGCAGUCGUUGAACUUUGUUGUCGAUUGUUACGCCGGGUGUACCGCUUCAGCUGUCGCGGCAAACACAAUUCUGCGUAGUAUCGCUGGUGCAGUGUUCCCACUUUUCACUACACAGAUGUACCACGGCUUAGGUAUUGGCUGGGCUGGUUCGUUAAUUGGUUUCGUUGCAGUCGGUUUGAUUCCUAUUCCUUUCUUGUUCUUCCAUUACGGACCCAAGAUUCGCCAAAUGAGUCGUUUCUGUCUGCAUGAUUUUUAAAAAAAGGCCAUUGACUGUUGUAUUCUCCAUCAGCAGCAACACAAUACCCUUAAUAAAAAAGUAUGCAAGUGGAGUCUGUUUGAUUUACUGGGAGUGUACAAGCGCGCUCGAUGCAGACGUGAAGAAGGUAUCGUUAGCGUAAGCAGUUUAUCUCAAUUCCCUGUGAGUUUCAGUGUAUCAUAAUUUUUAUUUCAAAUAUUCGUUUCUCCGUGUGUAACAUUGUCAAACUCAUCCUGGUUUCAUGGUUCUGGUUGCUUGUUUUAUGCGUGCCUGAUUUGCACCCAGGCGAAUUUUCAGCCUCU